AUGUCGUCUUCGAUGGAGGUGACGUUGGCGUAUGAUUACAGUACCGGAGACUUUCUUGCAUUUGUAACACUCGUCCACAAGCUCUACUGGCUAUUCUACAAAGUAGCGAAAGAUGCACCAGAGGACUUCAAGAAGCUCGUCCGCGAUAUAGGAGCACUAUUCGAGUGCAUUUCAACUCUCGAUGAGGAAGCUACAAAACCUGGCUCGCCUCUAGGCCGUGCAAAACAAGAAAGAGUCCGCGCUGUGAAGAACUUGAUAAGUCGAGGGGAGGUGACACUGGAAAGGUUGCAAACUUGGGCGGAGAAGCACGAAACUCUACGAGAGAUAUCGAGGCCAAAGAUGAAGCAGUGGUAUGAUAAAGCACGAUGGGCCUACAAUAUACCCGAGUUGGAUGCGAUGCGGAAGCAGGUACUUGGUCAUGUUGGGUUCAUGAGGUUGUUCUUGAACUCACUGGGCAAGCAAUAUCGAGAAAACUCGAGUUUCGAUGAAGUAUUCGCAAAAUCCGUCAUGGGCGCGGCUUUCAAGAAUAACGAGAAGGUUCUGCAGCGGCAUUGGGCAGCAAUUGCAGCUGACAAAUGGAACGAGGCUGCAACUGGAGAUAAAUGGUGGGCAUCACCUCCCCUCACCGCCCCCACCGUCCGUGGUUCUGCAUCCUACACGAUUGAAUCCGCCGCCGCCGCCGCCGCCACCAGUUCCGGUACCCCCCUCGAGGCAAGGAAUGGUUCGAUGCUCUUGCAAAGACCCCAAUUGCAAAUUGUGGAUGCAAGCAAGAUGAGAGAUUAUGUUACUGCAGCGAAAUGGAACGAGACGAAUAGUUUGUAA
Molecule: messenger RNA, 822 nt
Organism: Morchella sextelata
Lineage: Eukaryota; Fungi; Ascomycota; Pezizomycetes; Pezizales; Morchellaceae
Exons: 4
Coding region: 1-822 (273 amino acids)
Source: RefSeq, a predicted model, not a curated record